UUGCGCGUAUGCAAUAACUCCAUUCGCCCAAACACACAAAAACACUUCUAAACAACGCGAUUUUUGAAAACCUUUGCAAAUGGCAAAGUCUACAAAACUUAGUCCACUCUUUUCGGAACAGCUUGUAGUUUUGGGAACAGAAAACGGUAUUGAGAUCAAAUGUUUCGUCGAUGAGAAUAUUUGCAGAAUGUCGGCCAAAAUCCAUCUCGUUCCAUCCUCUUCCACUGCUCGACAGUAGUGAGUGGGAACGCCAAGCGGAUGCUUCACAUUUAUACAUCCAGUGAAAUAUCUGUCUCAUUGUUCUAUCUGUGAUUAUACCGUAUGUGCGCUUCCAUGGGGCAGAAGUCAGCGUGUUGUUGUGAUUCUGGACGGCCAGAAUCACAACCCCUUGCUGUUUUGCCCCAUUGUUGUGCACACAUCGGUUCUUAGGAAAAAGAGGACCGAGCACGCCCCCAUUCUCAUUGACGGGGCUGUAGAGGAGCAGGUUGAGAGCUUCAAGUUCCUUGGGGUCCACAUCACCAACAAACUAACAUGGUCCAAGCACACCAAGACAGUCGUGAAGAGGGCACGACAAAACCUACUGUGUUCCCCCUCAGGAGACUGAAAAUAUUUGGCGUGGGUCCUCAGAUCCUCAAAAGGUUUUACAGCUGCACCAUCGAGAGCAUCCUGACCGGUUGCAUCACUGCCUGGCAUGGCAACUGCUCGGCCGCCGACCGCAAUGCAUUACAGAGGGUAGUGCGUACGGCCCAGUACAUCACCGGGGCCAAGCUUCCUGCCAUUCAGAACCUCUAUACCAGGCGGUGUCAGGCCCUAAAAAAUGGUCAAAGACUCCAGCCACCCUAGUCAUAGACUGUUCUCUCUGCUACCACAUGGCAAGCGGUACCGCAGCGCCAAGUCUAGGUCCAAGAGGCUUCUAAACAGCUUCUACCCCCAAGCCAUAAGACUCCUGAACAUUUAAUCAAAUGCUACCCAGACUAUUUGCAUUGCCCCCCCCUUCUACACUGCUGCCACUCUCUGUUAUUAUCUAUGCAUAGUCACUUUAAUAACUCUACCUACAUGUACAUAUUACCUCAAUUACCUCGACACCGGUGCCCCCGCACAUUGACUCUGUACAGAGGGUAGUCAGAGGACCCUGAUGCCCCCAUCCCAUUUCACUGCAAGCACCCAGUCUGCCUCUAUCAUAGUACCAGGGACUGUAACGGGACGAGGGACAACACCAAUAAAAUGGGUCACCCAUGCCACAACACCCCCAUCGGACUCUGGCCCUGCCAACUCAUGGCUCACCAUGGCUCAGGCCAAACAGGAAAUUUUAGAACUACACAGAGAAAACCAGAGGAUUCUGAUGUUACAGGGAGACCGCUCCAGAGGAACGAAGUCAACAGAGGAUUCUGCCCACUCCAUAGCGAGGUCUGGAGCGAGAGGUGAGCAGGCCUCCAGGUGGGAGACAGAAUGGAGACUGGACACAGAGUGUUUCAGGGCAGAGUCAGAGAGGCUGAAAGGCCAGGUAGAAGCACUGAAGGAAGUUGCAGGGAGACAGAGAGAGGAGAUGAGGGACAAAGAAACUUAUCUGAACAGGCAGAGUCAUGAAAUGGAGGUGAUGCGGGAGGAGUUAUAUAAGACUAAGACUGAGCUCAGCCAAGUCAGUGUGGAGCUGGUCCAAAAGAGAGAGGACAAAGAGAGACUCAGCACCCAGCUGGAGAUGCUGGAGAGGAAGUCUGGGGAGGAGGCUGAGAGGCUGAGGAGUGAGGUGGAGAGGAGCGGACAGGAAACCCACAGGCUGACCAGGGAGGCUGAUACAGCCAGGCUGCAGGCUGGGGAAGAGGCCAAGCAGGAGUUGCAGAAACUAAAUAAGCAACUGGAGGAAUCCUACAGGAGACAUGAAAUACAGUUGCAGCAGUUGACUGCCACCCAUGACACUGAAUUGUCCACAGUCAGGCAGGCGAGCUCUGAGGUGCAGGAGGGGUUAUGUCACCUGUCCCAGGAGGUGACUCAUCUGAAGUGCUGUCUACUGGAAGUGUCUGCAGAGAGAGAUGGACUGAAAGAACAACUAAGCCAAAUGGGCAAUGCUUUUGAGACCCAGUCAGCAACGUUGCAGAGUCUUAGAAACUACAUUGGACAACUUACCCCUGAGAGAGGGUUGGAAGAGAAACUAACUGAAACCAUUCAGACACUGAAUAGGGAGAAGGAGGCUCUGCAGGUGACAACAGAGCUUCUGACGGUCAGACUCAACUCUGUGAACGACAUAUUGGCCCUACAAGAGGAGGAGAUGGUAGAGAAGACUCUGUCAGACCCUCUCCUGAAAGCUGGGCCCAAAGGCACUCGGGUUCUGCGUUGCUGGAGAGAGAAGGUCUUCAUGUUGUUGGUCCAGCUUCGCUCAAGGGAUAUCGAACUGAGGGGAGAAAAGGAUCAACUUCACUCAACCAUCUCAUCUCUGGAGCAGGAGGUAAAGAAGGAGAAGUACCAGUCCAAUGUCUUCCAGCACAGCCUGCAGGACAGAACAGCUGAGCUGGAGCUGGAGAGGGUGGCUAGGGAGGCCGUGGAGCAGGACGUGGUUACGACUAAGAGGGAGAACACAGAGCUGAAGAGCUGGAGUCAGGAGGCAGAGGCUGGACUGAGGAUCAUGACAGAGGAUGCCCAGCGAUUCAGUCAGGCAUUUGAGGCUAAGAUGUCAGAGGUGGAGACUGUCCAAACACGUCUGAACAGCUUUGGCCAGAGGCUGACCUUUGCCAAAAGAAGAGUGGACACAAUUCAAGGUCUAAUGAUGAGGAAGGAGGCCCUAUGGAGAGUGCAGCAGGCCACUAAAGCAGCCAACCCGGUCUCUGAGCGUGCCGCUGUCACAGAGCUCCAGGCAGAGCUGGCCUCGGCGUGUGAGGAGAGAGACAAGCUCAGGCAGGAGCUCAAGAGAACCCCCGAGCUCAUUGAGAGUGCCCUGGCUGAUGUCCGUGAACAGUUUGACAGUGAAGUGAGACAGCUGAGGCAGGCUGCAGAGCGAAGCAGGGGGGAAGCCCAGGAGGCCCAGGCAGCCAGAGAGGAGGCCCAGCAGAGGCUGCAGGAGGCCCACACACAGCUAGAGGAGAGCAACCUCAACCUAGAGCAGAUCCAUGCACAGCUGAUCAGACAAAAGGAGGACAGUGACAGAGCUCUGCAGGAGAGAGUGUCUGAGACAGAGGAUCACUGUACUCAGCAGCUUAGAGUGAUGGAAUCUCAACUCAACACGGCCAGAAGAGAACACACCAAAGCAGUGGUAGCCCUGCGUCAGUUUGAGAGACAGGCAGAGAGAGAGAGGGAGCAGGAGAGAGAAGCACAAUGCCUUCAGAGUGAACACACCAAGAGAGAAAUCCAGGAUCUACAGAAACUACUGCAAGAAAAGGACAAGGACAGAAACCUACUUUUGGUGACUGUACGUGAGAGGGGGCUGAUGAGUGAGUAUAAGGCAGCUCGGACCACAGCCCAGCAGACUUCUGUGGCCUUGGAGGAGCAGCAGCAGAGACCCUCAAGGAAGAGCAACACUCUGAGAGCCAAAAACCAGCCACAGACCAGAGACUCGCUACUGUCAGUGCUUGGGGACCUUCGGACUCUGAGUGCUGCAGUGGUCCACAGCUCAGAAGACGAUGCAGAGGAGGAGGGACAUGGGGACAGGGUACGGCAUUCCAGAACCAGAGGGGACGACUCACUAAAAUGACGGUCCACAAUAAGUACUAAGAACUUUUUUUGAGAUUUGAACUUUUCAAGGUUUUUUUUAUACACUCUUCAUGACUAAUUGACAUUUCAUUACGUAUGUAACUCAGACUCCAUGUUGAUGGUAUUAUGUUGAUGGUAUCCUUUCUAGGGAGUUUUUCCUAGCCACCGUGCUUCUACACCUGCAUUACUAGCUGUUUGGGGUUUUAGGCUGGGUUUCUGUACAGCACUUCGAGAUAUUAGCUGAUGUACGAAGGGCUAUAUAAAAUUGAAUUGAUUGAUUGAAUUGAUUGAUUAUGUGGGUGGAUGAUUUAGUGAAUUCUUAAUGUCUAUAAAAUGGCCCUGUUGACACAACAGCAAUGUUCCCAGUUUGAAAAUGCAUGGGAUUCUUUAAGAUUUCAUGGAUCUACUUAAUGUUAAUUGACCUUUGGCUGACAGGCUCCGGCCGGAGGAGAAGCUCACUGACUGUGAUGAGUUCAUAUAAGGUAGGUGGGAGUGUGGCCUGUGCUCCCAGUCUAAUCAAUAAGUCAAUGUGCUUUCUCCCAGGGCCUCACAGCGUGACAGGAAAAUCAAAUGAAUGGAUAGCUUCGUUCAAAACAGCGUGCUGCCUUCCGCUGGAGAAGACUAAAAAACAGUCUAGUUAUGACCCCGAGUGCUCUGAACUGUAGCACUGGAGACAUGAGAUUGACCUCUGCUGAUGUUUCUAUAGUCUUGCUAAUGGUUGUGUUUAUGAAGACAUGGAUCACUAUCUUUGACAAAGUUGUGUAUUUGCUUGUGAUGUAAUAAAUUAUGUUGAUAUUUAAAACUUU
Molecule: messenger RNA, 4487 nt
Organism: Salvelinus fontinalis (brook trout)
Lineage: Eukaryota; Metazoa; Chordata; Actinopteri; Salmoniformes; Salmonidae
Gene: cchcr1
Product: coiled-coil alpha-helical rod protein 1
Exons: 19
Coding region: 1136-3682 (848 amino acids)
Biological process (GO): cell differentiation; protein export from nucleus
Cellular component (GO): centriole
Source: RefSeq, a predicted model, not a curated record